Perca fluviatilis (European perch) is the source of this 2321-nucleotide messenger RNA. RefSeq names its product leishmanolysin-like (metallopeptidase M8 family) (gene lmln). Gene Ontology annotation, molecular function: metalloendopeptidase activity. Gene Ontology annotation, biological process: cell adhesion; proteolysis. Gene Ontology annotation, cellular component: membrane; cytoplasm. The coding region runs from base 399 to 2246 and encodes 615 amino acids. The transcript has 17 exons. The record is from RefSeq and is a predicted model, not a curated record. Lineage: Eukaryota; Metazoa; Chordata; Actinopteri; Perciformes; Percidae.
CUAUAUAUAGAGGCUGGAAUCGGUUCAACUCAAUUAAAUCACCACAAACAGGAGGCAACAGUCUGCGGGUGAGUCCUCUAGUUAUUAGACGAUCUUUGUAGAGUUCUGCGCUGACAUUUUCCUCUCGAGUGAGUCCUCUUUGUAACAGACGAUCUUCGGAGCAACACAUCAGCUGUCAGGGUGAAUCCAAAUCUCGCCGGUGUUCCUUCUACCUCCACUGCGGUCUCUUCUCUUCACAUUUAAUCUCCCCCUCGGAUGUUUUUUUUUUUUGCGGGGAUGCGAAACAUGUUCUGAUUCACCCUGCAAGCGAUGAAUGACCCGAGCGCCGCCGCCGCCGAGGGGACCGGGCCGGCGGAGGUACUGUUGACGUCGGGCUGCCGAGUCCCGCUGGUCGGAGGAUGGAGACGAGGCUGAGCGGGGGUGGCAAGCCGUCCGUGUCCCGGUUCCUCGGCCCUGUCCUCGUCUUCUCCGUCCUGGCUGUGUCAGUGAGUUGCCAUGGACCGUGCAAACACCGGGUCCCGCCUCCCGAAGAGGUCGUCCAUCACGUGCACUUGAAGCCUGAGCGCCUGACGAAGAGAAGCUUCCCCGACAACCUUCAGCUGAAGAUCAAGAUCAUCUACGACUACAGUGUUGACCAGCUUCCUGCAGACAAAAGGAGACUAGUGAAGGAUAAGCUGUUUCCUCCGGCCAUCGACUACCUGCAGAGGGCCUUCAGUGUGAGGCGCAGGGUGGGGCCCGUGCUGCUCAGCAGGUUUGUGUGUCUGUCUGUCUGUCUGUCUGUCUGUGACCCAUCGCAAAGUUUCAGGCUACAGCUACACAACUCAUACUCAGUGGGACUCUUUAAGAAACCUUUACCAUCCUGCAGUUACUCUAAGACAGGGAUCUUCAACAGGGGACCGAUAGCCGGCUACGCCAACCUGUGUCCGGCUAUGAUCUCCUCUCAGCCUCAGGAGUUUGAAGGGAUGCUCUCCACCGUCAAACAUGAGAUCAUCCACGCUCUGGGGUUCUCAGCGGGUCUGUUUGCCUUCUACCACGAUGAUGACGGUAACCCUCUGACUCCUCGCUUCGCCAGCGGCCUGCCGGCCUUCAACGAGACCCUGGGUCUGUACCAGUGGAGCGAGGCUGUGAUCCGGCCAGUCGUCCGGCUGUGGGACAUCAGGGGAGGACUGAUGGUGCGACACCAGGUGCACGUCCUGGUCACCCCCCGAGUCGUGGACGAGGCCCGGAGACAUUUUAACUGUCCCAUCCUGGAGGGGAUGGAGCUGGAGAACCAGGGCGGGACGGGGACCGAGCUCAACCACUGGGAGAAGAGACUGCUGGAGAACGAGGCGAUGACGGGCUCCCACACCCAGAACCGGGUGUUCUCGCGGCUGACGCUGGCCAUCAUGGAGGACAGCGGCUGGUACCGGGCCAACUACAGCCUGGCUCAGCGGCUGGACUGGGGCCGCGGCCUCGGCUGCGACUUCGUCAUGAAGAGCUGCAAGUUCUGGAUGGACCGGCAGAGGCAGAGGCGUCACUCUGUGACUCCGUACUGCGACACGGUGCGAGCGUCUCCGCUGCAGCUGACCUGUAGACAGGACCAGCUGGCCGUGGCCGUCUGCAACCUGCAGAAAUACCAGCAGGAGCUACCACUCCAGUACCAGUACUUUGACAGCGUCCCCGGCGUCUCCUCCGAUCAGCUGGCGAUGUUCGGCGGCGCCGUGGAGAUCGCCGACUUCUGUCCGUUCAGUCAGGAGUUCAGCUGGCACCUGAGUGGAGAGUACCAGAGGAACUCGUACUGCCGCGAGGCCCACAACCAGCCAGACUGGUGGAGGAACUACGGAGCGGAGCAGUAUGGACCAGACUCUGUGUGUCUGCACCAGAAGUCGGCCUUCGUCAUGGAGCAGUGCACCAGGAAGAUGACCUACCCCGACUGGGGCUCCGGCUGCUACAAGGUGUGGUGCUCUGCCGGUGGCCUGACUGUGUUCGUCCAGGACCGGUCCUUCCUGUGUGUGCGUACGGGUCAGCAGCUGAGAGUGAGCGUGCGGGUCAGCGACUGGGUCUACAACGGGGUCCUGGUCUGCCCCGCCUGCUCAGACUUCUGCGACGACUGCCCCCCUCCGCACCAGCUGUUGCCCGGCAACGCCACACGGAGUUCCCCCAUUGACCCCUGCUCCAGCUCUCCAGGUCUGGCCAUCACUCUGUGGCUGCUGCUGCUCAACCUGCUCCCCCUGGUGGCCGGACUGCUGCUCUGCCACUGCAGCUGAUAUCACACACACACACACACACACACACACACACACACACACACACACACACACACACACACACACACACACACA